AUCUUUCUCUUUUUCUUUCUAAUUCCCUUCGCAACACUGAUUCUCUCUCACAGAACUCUCUCUCUCUGUCACACACACACACACAUACACACACACGAUCCUUCUGCGUUUAGGGUUUUUGAUGCUCUUUCUCUCGACGUUCUCUAAUGGUAGCGCAGCGUAGUUCGAGUUACACGUUCUUCGCAUGAUCUCUUGGUUUUACCUGGCGUAGUGCUAAUGGAGUUUGGAAUGGUAUGAGUUGGAGCCUUUCUUUGGAGUAGUUUCCUAAAAGUUUUCAUAGCUACAUGGCUCGGAAGGGUAAUCAGCAGAAGAAUGGAGUGGACCGUCAGGGAUUGAAUCACAAAAAGGGGGUUUCUGAUAGUGUGCUUCCGGGAAUGAAGGGCCAUGUUAAAGGAGGGCCGGUGAAGGUUUUCCCGAGAGAGGACCUCACUGACGGUGAUAGCGGUGUUGCGCGGACUGCAUGUGAUGCCAGUUCUUCAGGUGAUGACUUUAACAAUGAACAUAAGUCUGAAAAUAUUUCUCUGAAAGAGAAACAAGGGAUGGCUGGAAAGCAUGACCUGGAGGAGUCCUUGCCCUUUGAGAGAGAUUCGAGGGAUGACAGUUUGAAUUCCGAAGGUUCAGUACAAGAAGAAAAUGGGUCUUUACCUAGAAGUGAUCAAGGUCUUCAGAGUAUAAAUAGUAGAUUGAGCUGUAUACUGGAUAGUUUGCACCUGAAAAGUGUGGUGGAUAAAGUAGACCUUGCCGAUAAUGUGAUAAUUAGAAGAUUAAGGUUUUCACUGUUUUCCAUGUUCACAGCAAUUUCAGAGUGGCUAACCAGGCAGACUCCAUUGUUUGUAUCUCUUAGAACCAUCAUGUUUAAAGCCUAUCAUGAUUUCAGAACGAAAGUUGUGCAGGCAUAUCCUGUUAUUCUGAAGUGGCUCAUGCAUUUUGGAAAUGUAGUGCUCCUAUUAUCAGUAUUUUGGUUGGAUUGUGCACUUCGGGGUAUUGAUUCAUUUGUACGAAUGGGUACAACGUCCUUCUUCUCUGUUAUAUGGUGUAGCAUAUUUUCUGUGAUUAGUAUGAUAGGGGUGCUCAAGUUUCUUGCUGUCGUGGGCCUGGCUGCUUUGAUUGGAUUUUUUCUUGGGCUUAUGCUUGCAAUUUUGAUUGUUGCAAUCAUUGGAGUUGUUAUCUUGUGGUUUUAUGGUAGCUUUUGGACAACGGCAUUUUUCAUCAUCCUAGGAGGAUUGGCAUUUAUGUUUAGUCAUGAACGGGUGGCACUACUUAUCACCACAGUGUAUUCUGUCUAUUGUGCACGGCUGUAUGUUGGGUGGCUUGGUUUGCUGGUGGCUUUUAAUUUAGCUUUUAUCUCUAGUGAUGUUCUGAUAUACUUCCUCAAGAAAAACAUAGAUCAACAGAGUAGAUCCAAUCCUUUUGAGCAAAGAACUGGAACGUAUGGUCAACCUGGAUUCAGUGACGGAUCAACACAUGCUUCUUCCUCUGAAAAUGGACCUGGACCAUCAGCAGAUCGCAGUGCUGGGAUCCCUUCAACUAGUGGGGUUGAUUCUGAUGUAACUUCUGAAGAUGAAGUAGUCCGUUUGUUGAACUGCUCUGAUCACUAUGCAGCACUGGGCUUGAUGCGAUAUGAAAAUAUAGAUGUUUCAAUACUAAAGCGGGAAUAUAGGAAAAAGGCAAUGUUGGUACAUCCUGACAAAAAUAUGGGUAAUGAAAAGGCUGCUGAAGCAUUUAAGAAACUUCAAAAUGCUUAUGAGAUUCUAAUGGAUUCCUUGAAGCGAAAAGCUUAUGAUGAUGAGCUAAGGAGAGAGGAGCUAUUGAGUGUCUUUCGUAGAUUUCAUGACGCAUCUGAUAAGAAUGGUAGGCAUGGAUUCUUUCCUUCAGGAUUUGCACGGUCUGAUGCAGAUGGCAAGGACCCAUUUGGUGAUUCAAGGCGAAUAGCCUGCAAAAGGUGUGGUGGUUUUCAUGUCUGGAUACACACCAAGAAACAAAAGUCUCGGGCAAGAUGGUGCCAGGAUUGCCAAGAUUUUCAUCAAGCUAAGGAUGGGGAUGGAUGGGUUGAACAAUCUUCCCAACCAUUUCUUUUUGGUUUAUUGCAGAAGGUGGAUGCUCCUUCAGCGUAUGUGUGUGCUGGUAGCAGGAUAUACGAUGCCACCGAAUGGUAUAUCUGUCAGGGCAUGAGAUGUCCAGCGAACACUCAUAAGCCAAGUUUCCAUGUUAACACCAGUUUAAUGUCCAAGAAUAAUUCUGGUAAAGGAACUAGUUCAGGUCAAAGAGGUGGGCGGAUGCCAGCACCUAAUAUCGAAGAAACCAUGACUGAGGAAGAAUUCUUUGAAUGGUUACAAAAUGCAGUCCAGGCAGGUGCGUUUGACAAUUUUAGUGGCACUGCAACAGAGAGCCCAUCACCCAAAUCUGGAAAUGGGAUGAAAAGUCCUAGUAGUAGUGGUGGUGGUGCUAGUGCUAGUGGCAGUAGCAGCAAGAGAAAGAAAAAGGGAAAAAAGCAAUGGUGAUAACCAGAUAAUGUUAUAUCUUAGUAUGGCAGUAUUGCCUUGAGCCCUACCAAGGCUUGAAAAGCAUGUAAGUUUCGAAGCCGCUAUCUGUUAAAUGAAGCCCCAAAAAUUGAGUUGGAGCCACAUUGUACAGCGUUGUCUUUCUCGAAAGUGUAGAUUUUGUUGUCCAAUAAAGUUUUUGGUAAUCUUUUAGCCUUUUUAA
Molecule: messenger RNA, 2703 nt
Organism: Vigna angularis (adzuki bean)
Lineage: Eukaryota; Viridiplantae; Streptophyta; Magnoliopsida; Fabales; Fabaceae
Exons: 10
Coding region: 285-2501 (738 amino acids)
Source: RefSeq, a predicted model, not a curated record